AUGCCCUCAACCACUUCCUUGCCCAUGCCUGGAUCGCAAGGCGGAAAUGAUAUGGAAAACAUCAGCGGCUGGGAUCAACCACAACGACGACUAUCCAUGCUGGAUCCAUUCAGCUCCAUCAAUGCAUCGGCCUGGUUCAUGUGCUACAGGAGCUACUUUGGCAACACCACCAGUGGUAUUUAUCAGCUGGAAGUCCCGGCGGACACGGCCUUGGACAGGUACACUCACUUUGUGAUAUACACCUCAUCUUCAUUGGUGGAGCAAACAACACCAGUCUCACAUGCAAUUUAUGACUAUGCUGCGAGUGUGACCAACAUCACGUACCAGGGCAAGGAUUUGGAUUUCCACGAAUUGGGUGGACAGAUUGCCUGGGCUGAGCCUUCCUUGAUGGAAAGAGUUGAAGGCUAUCGAGUUUACCUCUCCGUUGGCUUCGAUGGAUUUGGCCGAUCUCAGGUUGGAACUGACGUUCCGGCCGGAAGCAACGAUGUCAGCCUGUCACCUGAGCAACCACGUGGGUCCUACGACUACAUCACAGAUGAAGUCUCCUAUGCCCGCAACGUGAGCUUCAUUGAUGAUGAUCUUGAUGAAGGAGAACUAGGUGGGUAUCUCAUUUGGCGAGUGCCCGAGGACAGCAGUGAGGUGACACACUACCUCAUCUACCUGGCAGACGACGAGGACGGAGCCAACCGCAGUCUCUUGGGCAAUGUCUCUGUUGGCACCCAUGAGUUCCUGAUUCCCGCCGAUACCGCUUUGUCCAGCUACAGGUACCUGACCGUCUUUGCCCGGUCCUCUUUGGCUGAGCAAACGACCCCGAGAUCGGUGGAGAUCAUAGACACCAUAUCCAGCGUUUCAAACAUCAGGUUCAUUGACAAGGACUUGGAUUGGGAUGAAAUUGGUGGAUAUGUGACCUGGUCUCAUCCUGUGAGCCAUAGCAGAGUGGAAUACUAUGAGCUCUACCUUGCAACCGAUGACAUCGGCACGAACCGCGUGCACUGGCCCAGCGGCAGCAUUGGGGCGAACAUCUCAGAGGUGCUGUGGCCUCCGGAAACUGCCAAGGAGUCCUUCAGCCACUUUGUCGUUUACACCAAGUCCUGGUUGGCCGAGCAAACCACUCCAGUUGCUUUGCUCUUUGAGGACAAGGUCUCGCUCGUCACAGACAUCCAAUUCCCAGACAUGGAUCUUGAUUUGGAGGACUUGGGAGGAACUUUGACCUGGGUUGCACCAAAUGACACCACCCAGGUGGAAAACUAUGUGGUGUAUUUGGCCCAGGCCAAUACCUCAAGUGGUUGUUCCAACACGAGCUACCAAUGGGAGAGCGAAAGUGACCUCUUCAUGACAUCGGACUGGUGCCUCUUAUCUUAUCUGGGCAACACAACAGUUGGGGUGCACAGCCUUUUUGUGGAGCCAGACACCGGUGUUCACCCCUUUACCCACGUGGCGAUCUACACCUUGAGCUCCCUGGUGGAGCAAAGCACCCCGAUGGCCUUAAAAAUCUUUGAUGAAAAUGCAAGCGUCUCAGAUAUCAGGUUUAUCGACGAGGAUUUAGAUCCGGUCGACCUGGGUGGCUUCAUCGCAUGGACUCCGCCCGUGUCCCUGCAGCGAGUCACUUUCUACCACGUGGACCUGGCCACGGAGACCUUGGCUCCAACUUCGGCAGAGAGGUCACAGAUAGGCUUUGUGCCGGUGGGCACCAACGAGAUCUUAGCACCUGCAGAGACAGAGCCCUUGCACUUCACCCGUUUUGUGGUCUACACACAGUCCAGCCUUGUUGAGCAAACCACGCCAGUGGGUCUACACUUUGUGGACAAAUCUUCGCCCACUCAGAACUUGUCCUUCUUCGAUUACGACCUUGAUGAGGGCGAUCUCUAUGGUGACCUUCUAUGGGAAGCACCUGAUGAUGAUUAUUUUGUGUUGCAAUAUCACAUCUACAUGGCGGAGAACAGUACAGGCAGAGGAAGAUCCUCCCUCGGUGUUGUUCCAAAAGGUGUGCACAAUAUCAGCGUCUUGGCUGAAACGCCUCUUUUGAACUACACACACUUCCUCAUUUACACUGCGUCCGCUUUGGCUGAGCAGACUACACCAGUGGCAUUGCUGAUCUUCGAUGCUGUUGCGAGCGUAUCCGACCUCCAAUUCGAAGACAGAGAUUUGGACCCCUUGGAGAUUGGUGGCAACAUCUCUUGGUCUGCGCCACUGGUGGACGAACGCGUGAAGCUCUACCGGGUCUAUGUGGCCAAUUCACCAUCAGGAGUGGGAGUAUGA
This is a messenger RNA of Durusdinium trenchii, 2259 nucleotides long. Lineage: Eukaryota; Dinophyceae; Suessiales; Symbiodiniaceae. The record is from the annotation of a GenBank genome assembly.